AUGCUUCUCACAUGUCCGGACCACCAGCAUCAGCAUCUCACCAAUCACUUCACCCAAAGCACCACCAGCAUCAACAUCUCACCAACAUUGAACUCACCAGACCACAUCGCCAUCCUGAAGAGGAUCCCGAGUUUCUCCAUCAUCGACCAGCGGUCUCACCCGUCUCACGCAGAAGGAGCGCCCGUGAUGCGCUGGAUCAAGCGCCAUCCCACAAACGGCAUUCGCAAGGCCCGCGCCAACACAGGCGUGCCGAAAAUCAAAGCGCGCAAUUUAAAGCCUGCCCUGUGA
Messenger RNA from Metarhizium brunneum ARSEF 3297, 288 nucleotides. NCBI's taxonomy places the organism in Eukaryota, Fungi, Ascomycota, Sordariomycetes, Hypocreales, Clavicipitaceae. The record is from RefSeq and is a predicted model, not a curated record.